ACUCUUUUCUUUGCAAAUUCUAUAUCUAACUGCCCUCCGUCACACUGAUCAUAAAUCACCACCAAUAAUUACUCUGGAGUCUUCCCGUAGACCAGCCCAAUCUAUCGAAAUAUGACUGGUCGCGGAGGUGGUCGCGGAGGCGGCAAAGUUCUCUUGCCCCCGAUCAAUUUCAUCUUCAAGUUGUUACAGCAAAGGUCAACGGUCUCGAUAUGGCUCUAUGAACAACUGGGUAUUCGAAUUGAGGGAAAGAUAAGAGGCUUUGAUGAGUUUAUGAACUUGGUAAUAGACGAUGCAGUUGAGGUCAAGGUCGACCCUAAGGAAGGACAAGAGCCCCGCCGAAAGCUUGGUCAAAUCUUAUUGAAGGGCGACAAUGUUUCAUUGAUACAAACGACGGACGCUUAAGCUUCGACGGGCACUGGGAUUUUCUGAGUUAUAGGAGUUGCACGCUGAGGGUAACGUGCGGGCCCAAAAGUUAUCAAUCCGUCUUUAUCUGCGCAUGUGAAGGCCCAUAAUGGCGCUCAAGACGAGUCGACAGGUCCAAAGUCUACGUCGACGCACGUAGAACAUGCCCAUCACCUACCACCAGGGCAUCAAGGCGCCAGUCACUCUGGUCCGUCGGCACCUUUUCUCCCACAGGAAGUAGCUGCUCUUUCAAUGCAAUACCAAC
This is a messenger RNA of Pseudovirgaria hyperparasitica, 667 nucleotides long. RefSeq names its product small nuclear ribonucleoprotein SmE. Gene Ontology annotation, cellular component: U4 snRNP; U4/U6 x U5 tri-snRNP complex; U5 snRNP. The coding region runs from base 112 to 402 and encodes 96 amino acids. Gene Ontology annotation, biological process: mRNA splicing, via spliceosome; spliceosomal snRNP assembly. The record is from RefSeq and is a predicted model, not a curated record. Gene Ontology annotation, molecular function: RNA binding. The transcript is spliced from 4 exons. Lineage: Eukaryota; Fungi; Ascomycota; Dothideomycetes; Acrospermales; Acrospermaceae.